AUGAAACGAUGCGGGAGUAAUGUUAGAACAGAAAUUACCAUUCAACCAUUACGUGAACUUAACAAUGGAAAACAUUCACGGUUAAGAUUCUCAGUUUUGCAGCCAUUAAAACGUCUCCGUUUCAUGAUAAUUAGUGAGCACAGAUACCGAGAGCUUUUGAAAUGUUUCUUUUUUAGAGAUUUAUGUUAUGUCUCCAUCGAAAUUAAAUGGUUUCAUUCAUUUCAUUUGAAUUACUUACAAGAAGUUGGAAAGAAAAGAUUUGAAAAGCUUGAAGAAUUUUGUAUUGUGUAG
This is a messenger RNA of Clunio marinus, 291 nucleotides long. NCBI's taxonomy places the organism in Eukaryota, Metazoa, Arthropoda, Insecta, Diptera, Chironomidae. The record is from the annotation of a GenBank genome assembly.